AUGACUUAUGAGAGAGAGGAUCUUGAGAUUCAAUACUGCUUUCCUGCCAUUAACUCAUCAUGUUUCAAGAAGCUUCACACUCCAACCAACCUGCUCAUUCUCUCUCUGGCUGUGGCUGACAUGCUUGUUGGACUUGCGAUGCCCAUAGAGGCCACCAGGCUGAUUGACAUGUGCUGGUACUUUGGAGACACUUUCUGUGGACUGUUUUUGGCAAUAACAGGGCUGCUCAUUUCAGCAUCUCUUUAUAAUUUAAUUUUAAUUGCUGUUGAUCGUUAUGUGGCUGUUUGUCACCCUUUACUGUACCAACAAAAAAUAACUACAACUAAAACUUUAUGUGUCAUAUGUAUCUGCUGGUUGUGGUCUUCAGCAUACAAUAUAUCCUUCAUAACAGAUAACAGAUAUUUUGAUCCAUCAAGCAGAACAUAUGGGUGUUAUGGAGAGUGUCCCUUUAUGGUUAACUCUGCCUGGAGUAUAACUGAUCUGUUCUUGUCCUUCCUUUUUCCUUGUACUGUGAUUAUAAUUUUAUAUAUGAAGAUAUUUUAUGUUGCUCAUCAGCAAGUGACAGUUAUAAACUCUCUGAUGAAGAGUGGUAAAUGUGUCACAGAGGGUUCAAAGAGGAGAAAAUCUGAAAGUAAAGCUGCUCUGACAUUAGGAAUCAUUGUGACAGUUUAUCUGUUUUGCUAUAUUCCAUACUAUAUCUUGUCUCUAACAGUGAAUACAGUAAUCUCUUUCAAAAUUGUAAGAUUUCUUUUAUGGAUUGUGUAUAUUAACUCUGGUCUGAAUCCUCUGGUCUAUGCUUUAUUUUACCGCUGGUUUAAAGUGUCAGUUAAACAUAUCUUAACUCUUAAAAUAUUUCAGACAGCAUCCUCUCUCAUUGACAUUUUUACAGAUAAUAAUCAGAGUUUAUAA
This is a messenger RNA of Onychostoma macrolepis, 909 nucleotides long. RefSeq names its product trace amine-associated receptor 13c-like. The transcript is spliced from 2 exons. Gene Ontology annotation, cellular component: membrane. Lineage: Eukaryota; Metazoa; Chordata; Actinopteri; Cypriniformes; Cyprinidae. The record is from RefSeq and is a predicted model, not a curated record. Gene Ontology annotation, biological process: G protein-coupled receptor signaling pathway. The coding region runs from base 1 to 909 and encodes 302 amino acids. Gene Ontology annotation, molecular function: trace-amine receptor activity.